Fonsecaea nubica is the source of this 945-nucleotide messenger RNA. RefSeq lists its product as hypothetical. The record is from RefSeq and is a predicted model, not a curated record. NCBI's taxonomy places the organism in Eukaryota, Fungi, Ascomycota, Eurotiomycetes, Chaetothyriales, Herpotrichiellaceae. Gene Ontology annotation, molecular function: oxidoreductase activity. The transcript has 2 exons. The coding region runs from base 1 to 945 and encodes 314 amino acids.
AUGACGGCUGUACCCAAAAGACGCCUUGCGGCACUGUCCAAGCAACUCGCGGAAGGCAUACCAUCUGAGGGCACCUUUGAAGAAAUUCCUCGUGUCAGACAUGUCGCAGAAAGCUCAACAGGCCCAAGAGUCAAGGGAAAGGUUGCUAUCGUGACUGGAUGCAACUCUCCCAUCGGCAUCGGUCGAGCGUCUGCGCACCAAUAUGCCCAGAACGGCGCGAAGGCGGUCUAUAUCUGUGACUAUGAUGACAAGUAUUUGGAAAUGCACAAGCGGGAAAUUGCGUCCUUGUACCCCGAGUGCGAGGUCCACUGCGUGAAAAUGGACGUCGGAGAGGAAUCACAGGUCAAGGCAGUGGUGGACCAAUGCCUGGCGAAAUACGGCAGACUGGACAUCAUGUUUGCAAAUGCUGGCAUUUCUGGUGUCCCCAAUACCUUCGAACAUAUCUCGGCCGAGGCGUUUAUGAACACGAUGAGGGUUAAUGCACUAGGUGUAUUCCUCUGUUUCAAAUAUGCCGCCAUCGCCAUGCAGAAAACGAGUCCCGAGAAGAAGUACCCUGGAGGUAGCAUUAUCGGCACUGCGUCGGUGGCUGGAAUCCGAUCGAAUGCUGGAGGCACGGACUACAGUGCAAGCAAAAGUGCAGUGGUCUCGUUGGCGCAGACCAUGUCCUACCAAUUAAGUGGAACAGGCGUAAGGGUCAAUGCCAUCUGCCCAGGUGUGAUCGAGACUGGAAUGACCAAACCCAUGUAUGAUGCGGCCCGGACCCGGGGCACCGAGAGGAAGAUUGGCCAGCUCAACCCGUUGCAGAGAGGCGCGGUAGCCGAUGAGGUCGCCAGAGUCGCCUUGUUCUUGGGGAGUGAUGAGGCUAGCUACGUCAAUGGUCAGGCGUGGGCCGUGUGUGGUGGGCUGAGUGCUGGACAUCCUUUUGUUCCUGGUAAACUGGCUUGA